CAUUGCGCCUGUUGCUGUGUCAUGGCUCUGCGCCUGGCGCCGUGCUCCGCGCGGAGGGGAAUCCUGCGGCUGCCGUGGCCCCGAGCCGUAGCCCCGGGACGGGCCAGGAGCGCGGGGAGCUCGGCCUCCCUCCCCAAAAGCGGCAGCCCCAGCAGGCUGCCGACGGAAGAGGACCUCCACGUAGUGAGAGCCCUUCGCAUGCUCUACAUGAUGCUUGUGAAAGGAUACUACAAACGGCUGCAUGAGCUACAGGUGUAUGAAAAGCAGCUCUAUGGCCCCAUGUACAAGGUGAGUGCAGGGGGGCUCAACUCCAUCAUCCUCUCCAGCACCGACCUUGUGGAAGAGCUCCUGAGGAAGGACGAGAAGUUCCCCUCCCGGGGGGACAUGACCUUCUGGACCGAGUACCGGGACAUGAAGGGCCUCGGCUACGGCCCCUUCACCGAGGAAGGAGAGAAGUGGUACAAGCUGCGAGCGAUCCUUAACAAGCGCAUGCUGCGCCCCAAGGACUCCAUGCAAUAUGGUGACAUGAUGAAUGAGGUCAUCACAGACUUCAUCAAAAGGAUCUAUUGCCUGCGCAAGAUCAGCCCCACUGGGGACAUGGUGUUCAACCUGUCCAAUGAGCUCUACCGCUUCGCCCUGGAAGGUAUCUCUUCCAUCCUGUUCGAAACCCGGAUCGGCUGCCUGGAAAAGGAGAUGCCAGAGCAGACCCAGGACUUCAUUAACUCCAUUGCUGCGAUGUUCACAUACAGUCUUCCCGUGGUCUUCUUGCCCAGAUGGACACGCAACAUAUUUCCCUUCUGGCGUCGCUACAUUGCUGGGUGGGAGGGCAUCUUCAUAUUCUCGAAGAAGCUGAUCGACAUGAAGAUGGAGGACAUCCAAAAACGAAUAGGCAAGGAUCAGGAGGUCAAGGGGGAGUACCUUACUUACCUGCUCUCCAGCAACACCUUGUCCAGUAAAGAUGUGUACGGCAGCAUCGCUGAGCUCUUGUUGGCUGGAGUGGACACAACGUCCAACACCUUGCUGUGGACCCUCUACUUACUGUCCCAGGACCCCAAAGCACAGGACACCUUGUACCAAGAGGUGUCCAGCUAUGUUCCGGGCAAAGCCGUCCCCACAGCCGAGGAAGUGACCAGAAUGCCGUACCUGAAGGCUGUGAUUAAGGAGACCCUGCGACUGUACCCAGCGGUGCCGGUGAACUCGCGCAUCAUAACCAAACAGGAAGUAAUCAUUGGAGGACAUUUAUUCCCCAAGAAUACCACCUUCACCAUGUUUCACUACGCCAUUGGCCAGGAUGAGCAGACCUUCCCUGAGCCACAGAAGUUCAAGCCGGAGCGCUGGCUGCGGGAUGGCCGGGUGCGGCCCAAUCCCUUCGGCUCCAUCCCGUUCGGGUUCGGGGUCAGAGGCUGUGCAGGUCGCAGGAUUGCUGAGCUGCAGAUGUACCUGGCUCUGUCUCGGAUAAUAAAACAUUUUGAGGUAAAACCGGACCUCAGCAUGGGUGAGGUCAAAGCUCUGAACCGCUCACUCCUGGUGGCAGACAGACAGGUGAACCUGCACUUCCUGGAUCGAAGCGGAGCCACCGCUCGCUGAGUGGUCCAAGGGUACGAGCAAAAUAGCCGAGCAUUAGGUCCCAGGUGAGGCAAAAACAUUGAAAUUUCGCAAACGUUAGAUCUUGCUUUCCUAAAAUAUUCUUUGGUUGCCUUCAAUGAUAUCUGCAAACAGUUGGAGGGAAAAAUCAAUCGUCGCUGUCGCCUUGGUCCUACAGACACAGAACCGAGUGCUGGAAGCCGCUUGUCUCAAAAAGGCAAACCUGCUUUCUUUAGAAACUUACUCCACUUUAGACUGCAGUUUUCCAAGCUUUUGUGUUGCUGUUACUCCGCUGUUUCACACAAGAUAAAUGUUGUCUGUUGUGCUUAUCAUGUUAGCAACAACUAUUUUCCUCAGCUAAUCGAGAAUGAGCAGAAAAUGUGUAGAAACAGAACUAGUUUGAUAAUUAAGAAAGUAUAUUUUGUGAUAAUUAGUUUUUACGAAAAUGAAAAUGGAAUGUGUCAGUAUUUUAUUUAAGAACAACUAAGCCAACAAUAACCGAUUUGUGUAUUAAAUAAUAGAUUUCUCUUUGCUUCAGUUUCAUAUAAUAACUUUACUCAGUGUCACACAAUUCCUGCUGUGGUUUUACUGUAUCACAAUUGUGUUUUCCUGUCAUUUGCCUCCUUUUAACAAUAAAUUCUUCAUUCUUACAUUGAAACACGGCUGCUGUAAAGCACUUGCUAAAUACAGAAUGAAAUGCCUUGUUCGUGUUCCUUUCCUGUUGCUAUUUUUGCUGUAGAAAUGUCUUAUUUCAAUACAUUACAU
This is a messenger RNA of Scleropages formosus (Asian bonytongue), 2349 nucleotides long. Its product is annotated as sterol 26-hydroxylase, mitochondrial-like. The record is from RefSeq and is a predicted model, not a curated record. The transcript has 9 exons. Bases 22 to 1587 code for a protein of 521 amino acids. Gene Ontology annotation, molecular function: heme binding; iron ion binding; oxidoreductase activity, acting on paired donors, with incorporation or reduction of molecular oxygen. Gene Ontology annotation, cellular component: mitochondrial inner membrane. NCBI's taxonomy places the organism in Eukaryota, Metazoa, Chordata, Actinopteri, Osteoglossiformes, Osteoglossidae. Gene Ontology annotation, biological process: glucocorticoid biosynthetic process; cellular response to peptide hormone stimulus; cholesterol metabolic process.